Vicia villosa (hairy vetch) is the source of this 674-nucleotide messenger RNA. RefSeq names its product cyclin-B1-2-like. Gene Ontology annotation, biological process: proteasome assembly. NCBI's taxonomy places the organism in Eukaryota, Viridiplantae, Streptophyta, Magnoliopsida, Fabales, Fabaceae. The record is from RefSeq and is a predicted model, not a curated record. The transcript is spliced from 4 exons. Bases 86 to 514 code for a protein of 142 amino acids. Gene Ontology annotation, cellular component: nucleus; cytoplasm.
AAAGCGACCCUGUUCUCCUGCAAUCUAUCGUUCACUGUUGAAGCUUGAAACCGAAAGAGAAUUGAAGAUCGAAACUCACACAAAAAUGGAGGAAGCAUCUAAAACUAUUGCACACCAAAUCGGAGGUAUCCAAAACGACGUUCUCCGGUUCGGACUCCCCGGAGUCAAAAGCGACAUCGUCGGCUCUCACCCUCUCGAAUCAUCUCUCCAAUCUGUGAGGGGAGUGGAAGAAGCCAUGACGAGGCAAUGCAAAGUGAACCUGUAUGGAGCUGCUUUUCCACUGAAGGAGGAACUUGAUAGGCAAAUACUUUCUCGGUUCCAGAGGCCUCCUGGGGUAAUUCCUUCUUCAAUGCUGGGUUUGGAGACUGUUACAGGAAGUCUUGAUCACUUUGGUUUCGAGGAUUUUCUAAAUGACCCUCGCGAAUCAGAGACUUUCCGGCCAUUGGAUAUGCAUCAUGGAAUGGAAGUUCGCCUUGGGAUAUCUAAAGGACCUGUCUACCCAAGUUUAAUAUAAUUAAGUUUUACUGUUAUUUCUGUACUAAGAAACCAGUAUUUCUGUUGAGCUCAUUGGAAGUAUAGGAUCCAAGGAUCUUGCACAUUUACUUGUAGACUUGUGUUUGCCUGUGUUUUGGAUGCUAUAAAUGUUCUGAUCAAUAUAAACUUCGCCAUAUCUA